ACGUGGUGUAUUUGAUAUGUAAGUUUUGAUACUUUGAAUGAAAUAGCAGAAAUAAAUAUCGUCUGUCUUUUACACUAUUAAUUUAUCACAAUAUGUUCUUGAAUUAAAUUAUUAAUUUAAAUGAGUGUUAAGUGCUGAAAAAAAUAAAUAUUCACAUUUGUGGCUUUUAAUCAUAAAUAAGAGACAAAUCAAUAAAUAUAGUACAUAUACAUAUUAGUGAAAAUAUCUAAAAAUAUUUCAUCAUCAUUGUGAAAAUUUUUAAAUAAUAUACAUUAACUAAAUAUCCAGAUAUUUUAUUGAGUAAACAACGAUAAACAAUGUUUACUUUCAAAACAAGAACCUAUACAUUUCUGCCGCAUACACGUUAAUGUCCUUGACUCGACAUGUAAUUUAUUAUUGUUAUUAGCACCAUUGCAUAAUUAGUGAAAACGGAAAUAUAUCAUCUUAGAAUUUGACAUUCCCUUGAAAAAGUGAAGUAGUGAUGAUAUGGAAACUUUCUAUUGUAUUUUAAAGUCAUUGCGAUUAAAACUAAUCGGCAUUUUCCUUUGAGGUUAUGUUGAAAGUUAACUGCUGCAGUUAAUUUUUGUCUUAAAAAUUAUUAAAAAUACAUUAAAAAUGGAAAAGGACACUGUGGAAAUUGAUCUCGAUGAUCCGAGAUUUCGAAUAAAACCUUAUCAACAAAUGAUUGCUUCAUGUACUGGAGCUUUAAUAACAUCAAUGAUUGUAACUCCCUUAGAUGUAGUGAAAAUUCGAUUGCAAGCUCAACAGAAGGCAAUGCUGUCAAAUAAAUGUUUUCUCUAUUGUAAUGGAUUAAUGGAUCAUUUAUGUUCCUGUGGCAAUGGAAAAGGGCCUGAAUGGUUGAGAGCAAAUGGAAAAUUUAAUGGCACUUUUGAUGCUUUAUUUAAAAUUGGCAAAAAAGAAGGGAUUUUAUCCCUCUGGAGUGGUUUGAGUCCGACUUUAGUUUUGGCAAUUCCAGCUACAAUAAUGUAUUUUGUAUCUUAUGAGCAAUUAAGAAUAUCACUAAAGGAUUAUCAUAAUAGUAAAAUUAACAAAGAAAAACUUCAUCAAGAGCAACCGUUUUGGAUUCCAAUUGUGGCCGGUGGUACGGCACGAGUUUUUGCAGCAUCCUUAGUGAGUCCUGUUGAGCUUAUUAGAACGAAAAUGCAAUCUCAAAAAUUGAGUUACGCAGAAUUAAGACAAGCUUUGAAGACAGUUGUAAAAUACAGUGGAGUCUCUGGUUUAUGGAUGGGUCUCAGUUCAACGCUACUUCGUGACGUACCUUUUAGUGCAAUUUACUGGUUUAAUUAUGAAACAUUGAAAAAGACGUUUGUGAAUUUUCAACAUACAUUUACCUUUAAUUUGAUUGCCGGUGCAGUCGCUGGUUCUGUUGCUGCUUUAUCUACUAUUCCAUUUGACGUAGUGAAAACUCAUAGACAAAUAGAAAUGGGCGAGAAGGAAAUUUAUUCUGACAAACCUGUUCGAACGAGUAGCACAAUAUCGAUAAUAAGAAGAAUAUACGAUCAAAAUGGUGUACGCGGUCUUUAUACGGGACUUGCGCCUCGUUUAAUAAAAGUUGCGCCCGCUUGUGCAAUAAUGAUUGCUACUUUUGAACAAGGCAAACGCUUUUUUCAGGAACGAAACGCUAAUGAAAUGUUAGGAUUAGAAUCAAAUGUCCGUUUUUUUAGGCACAAUAAUACGUAAGAGAGCUUUAUAUUAUAGGAAAAUUUCGUGUCGGUCAAGUGCACUUUAUUUUAUUUUUGUAAAUACUGUUGUUAAAUAUUCUAAUAAAAAGUUUUUUCAAUAUCUUA
This is a messenger RNA of Leptopilina boulardi, 1808 nucleotides long. Its product is annotated as probable mitochondrial glutathione transporter SLC25A40. The record is from RefSeq and is a predicted model, not a curated record. Lineage: Eukaryota; Metazoa; Arthropoda; Insecta; Hymenoptera; Figitidae. The transcript has 7 exons. Bases 616 to 1701 code for a protein of 361 amino acids. Gene Ontology annotation, biological process: mitochondrial transmembrane transport.